Molecule: messenger RNA, 1704 nt
Organism: Ficedula albicollis (Collared flycatcher)
Lineage: Eukaryota; Metazoa; Chordata; Aves; Passeriformes; Muscicapidae
Product: zinc finger protein 239-like
Exons: 5
Coding region: 1-1152 (383 amino acids)
Biological process (GO): regulation of transcription by RNA polymerase II
Molecular function (GO): DNA-binding transcription factor activity, RNA polymerase II-specific; RNA polymerase II cis-regulatory region sequence-specific DNA binding
Source: RefSeq, a predicted model, not a curated record
AUGACUUAUGAAAAGGAAAAGGGAGAGAAGGAGUUCAGCGACAAGACUUUGGGAGGGCCCGGGGGCAUCAAAGGCAGAACAUCCAUUCUCCCGGGGGCCCUGAGAGCGCGGGCCGAGGCCGCUGCCGGCUGCACAGCCCGCCCCUCGCUGCGAUUGGCUGAUUCUGCCGUCACUCCUCGUUCUCGCGCGCUGAUUGGGCAGAGCGGGGAGAAUCCCGGCCCCGGGGCCAAAGGCGCCAUUUUCGCAGAUUCCGUGCGGGCCCGGCAGCGGCGGCAGCGGCCGGAGCCCGGCGCCAUUGUUGUAUCGUCUGUGCGGGCCCGGGAGCGGCGGCAGCGGCCGGAGCCCGGUGAGGCGGCGGCGGAGCUCGGAGGCGGCCCCAGCGCAGAAUUUUCAUUGCCAAGGUGUUGGCAGAUGGAGGAGGAGGAAAAGCCCCAGAGAUCCUUCACAAGGAGAGGCUGCAAACCCAGCCCAGGGAGCUGCGAGGAGGAAGGACCCUCCCUGUGCCGGGAAGGCAGCCAGACAUCCAGCCAGAGCUCAGAGCUGGUGAAGAAGCCUCAUGGACGGGAGAAGCGCCACAAGUGCUUGGAAUGUGGGAAGGGUUUCAGCCGCAGUGCUGACCUGAUCCGACACCAAGUGAUCCACACUGGUGAAAAACCCUACAAGUGUGGGAAAUGUGGGAAGAGCUUCAGAGACAGCUCCGGCCUGAUCCGACACCAGAUGAUCCACACUAAGGAAAAGCCCUACAAGUGUGGGGAAUGUGGGAGAAGCUUCAGAGACCGCUCCAAAAUGCUACGGCACCAGGCGAUCCAUGCAGGGGAUCGGCCCUACACCUGCUUGGAAUGUGGGAAGAGCUUUGUUGAGAGGGAUGACCUCACAAGACACCGGCACAUCCACACUGGGGAGAGGCCUUACAAGUGUCCUGAGUGUGGGAAGAGAUUUCAGAAAAGCUACACUCUCGUCAGACAUGAGCGGAUUCACACAGAUGAGCGGCCCUUCCGCUGCCCUGACUGUGGGAAGGACUUUAACCGCAACGACACCCUCAUUCUGCACCGGCGCAUCCACACCGGGGAGAGGCCCUAUGAGUGUUCUGAGUGUGGAAAGAGCUUCUCCAAGAGCUGUAGCUUGACCCAACACCAACGGAGCCACCACUAAGGGAAGCCCUGUGAGUUCCCCGAGUGUGGGAAGAGCUUCGUGCUCUUCUCCAGCUCCAUUCCCCAUGGCAGGAUCAAUAUUGGGUGAUCCCCAGUGACCCCCGUUGUGCAGAGCCCUGGUGAUCCCCAUUGGGUGGGGGGAAGGGGUUGGAGAGAUUUCUUCCCCUUCUCCUUGUCCUGCUGUUAUUUGGUUGGUAAUAAAUUCCCUCCCUCUCUGUGCCCAGGCUGGGUCUGUUGUACUGGUGCAGGUGCUCGGGGCGGGAUCUCUCCUGUUCCUUGUCUCAACUCCCAGGCCUCUCCUCAGCCAAUCAGACAAUGUGAUGAAGAAGAGUCAGCCAAUCAGAGAGAGCAGCUCUGAUGACUCACCAGUUGCCAGGCAGACCCACAGCACCCAGUGUUCCCCACCUGGAACCCACCCUCCCUGCCCAAUAAUCACGAUCCUCCCACGGGGUGCCCCUGAGUCCCUCCCCCGAACCACUGCACAAUAAAAGAGACCGAGGCAAACUGGGAAGCUUUAUUGGGAACACUGGGAGUAGCUGGGCUGGGGCAGAGU